GAGAUAAGCGAAAACCAGCAGCCAAAAAAGCCAUCCAAACAAACAACAGAGCCUUCUCUCUCUCUGCACCUUUAAAAGCUUCCCUUGUGGUUUUCUCUUCUUUUCUCUCUCUCUCUCUCUCUCUCUCUCUCUGCCUUGCGUUUAUUCAUUUCUCUACCUCAUCGUCACAGAUUCUUUCUCUCUCUCUCUCUCAUCUCGAUCCCGAAACUGGCAACCAUGAGCGACGAAGGAGAAAAGACCUGCCCACUUUGCGCAGAGGAGAUGGACUUGACUGAUCAGCAAUUGAAGCCUUGCAAAUGUGGUUACGAGAUAUGCGUUUGGUGUUGGCAUCACAUCAUGGACAUGGCAGAGAAGGAUGAUACAGAGGGGCGGUGCCCAGCAUGUCGGGUUCCUUAUGAUAAGGAGAAGAUAGUAGGGAUGGCUGCUAGCUGUGAAAGAUUGGUGGCUGAAAUUAAUAGUGAGCGAAAGAAGUCACAGAAGGCAAAGACAAAACCUUCUGAAGGAAGAAAGCAACUCAGCAGUGUGCGGGUGAUCCAACGGAACCUUGUGUACAUAGUUGGGUUGCCUCUCAAUAUGGCAGAUGAAGAUCUUCUCCAGCGCAGAGAGUAUUUUGGUCAGUAUGGGAAGGUCCUGAAAGUGUCUAUGUCUCGAACAGCAGCUGGUGUCAUUCAACAGUUUCCAAACAAUACUUGUAGCGUAUAUAUAACUUACUUAAAGGAGGAAGAAGCGGUUCGUUGUAUUCAGUCUGUACAUGGAUUUGUCUUGGAUGGUAGAUCUUUGAAGGCAUGCUUUGGGACUACAAAAUAUUGUCAUGCAUGGCUGAGAAAUGUGCCUUGCACCAAUCCGGAUUGUCUAUACUUGCAUGAGAUAGGUUCUCAAGAAGACAGUUUUACAAAGGAUGAGAUAAUAUCAGCAUACACCAGGAGUAGAGUUCAACAAAUUACUGGUGCAACAAACAAUAUGCUGCGGCGUUCAGGGAGUAUGUUGCCUCCACCUAUAGAUGAUUAUAGCAGCAAUACUUCUGCUUCCGUCGCAAAACCUAUUGUCAAAAAUACUUCAAAUGGUACAAUGAGUACAGGCAAGGGUUCUCCACCAAAUGGAAGCUCUGGUAGGCCUAUUGCACUUCCUGCAGCAGCUUCAUGGGGGAUGCGUCCUGCUACUCAACCUCAACCUGCUGCUAGUUCAGCAUCUUUGAAUGGACUUACUAAACCAAAACCAGACACGGUUAAUGGCACAUUGGGAUUCUCAACAACAGUUGCAAGUACAACUCAGUCUUCUACUUUGCAUAGUGAUGUCGGAAAAAGGGCAACAUGGAAUGGAGACGGUCAAACUACCAAUGGUAAAGGCAAACAAGAUCCAUUGAAAUAUUUUAAGCAAAAUGCUGAAGAUUUUCAAGCCAAUGUGCCAGAUAAGCUAGCCACAAUUGAUUGUACUGUUACUGAAACAUCGAGUAAUCAGUCAUGUAGUCCUCCAUCUAAGCACAGUGACUGGGGCCCUGCUUUGGUGUCAAAUGGUCCAAACACCUUUCUUCAUGCUGUGCCAUCUUCUGGGCCUGAAAAGGUGGGAAUUACUGCUACUGAUAAAGAAUCAAUAAAUGCUGACAAUAAUUUUAGAAGCGAACUUUCUGGUUUAAUGAGAACUAGUAGUUCACUUACAGAUCAUAGUGUGAUAAAAUUGGCUUUGUCACCUGGGAGUCUAGGAUUAGAGCAAUCAUAUCCUGAUCAAUUUAGAGAACCUGUAGCCUCACCAGGAAGUGAAAAAAUUUAUGGUCCAAGAGAACAGCCUGAUUGGAGAACUGAUCGUCAAAUUCAAGCAGUUACAAAUAGUGUUUCUGAAGUGGAGGAGGAUAUAAUAUCAUUUGAUAAUCAGAGACUCAAGGAUCCAGAAGUUGUAAAUCGUACUUCAUAUCUUCCAAAUUCAGCUAAUUCACUCCAUGUUUCAAAUCAUUCUAGGUCUCAUUCCUUGCAACAUAAUGAGCCUUUCAGUGCUGUUAAUGUAAAUUCGGAUCCUUUAUUCAUGGAUAAUAGAGUUGGUGACCGCUCACUUGUGCAUGCGUCUAACUAUAAUGUAAUGCCAAAUGGAUAUCCAGAGAAGUUAUACAGCAGUUCUGCUGGUUUGGACAGAAACAUGGAGCAUUCCUUCUCUCUUCUAAAUGAAGGGGACGGGGGGAAACAAAUGGGAAGAUUUCAAGAAGAUACAGCAGCCUUGGAUGUGGGUGAGAGCAGCAUAAUUUCAAAUAUAUUAUCACUUGACCUUGAUGGAUGGGAUGACCCAUUAACUUCACCUCAGAAUUUGGCUAAUCUGUUGGGUGAAACUGAUAAACAGCCUAACUCUAUCAAAAUGUCGGGUUCUUGGAAAGUUCAAAAUAACAGUCAGUCUAGGUUCUCUUUUGCAAGACAGGAGGAAUCGAGAAGUCAUUUAGUUGAUGUUGAUCCAUCUUUUAAUGUUUUUGGGAAGUUGACAGAGAAUCUUUCAUUUAGUCAGGAUUUUUCAGAAAAAAGAAAUUCGUAUUUGGGUAGGGUUGGGAUGAGUAAUGGUUUCUCUACCAGUAAUUUUGAGGAAUCUGAAAAUUUCACUAGUGGUCCUUCGGUUUUCUCUUCUAAUAAGCCUUCUGUUUCAAGAGCCCAAAUUUCUGCCCCUCCUGGAUUUUCUGUUCCCAACAGAGCUCCACCUCCAGGCUUUUCUUCUCAUGAGAGGAUGGACCAGAUCUUUGAUACCAUAUCUGGGAGUCAUUUGUUCGACUCUUCUUCCAUGCUGAGAAAUUCAUAUCAGCCAGCUUCAACUGGAAAUAUUAGUGGCAGUGGGGAUAUUGAGUUCAUGGAUCCUGCAAUUCUGGCAGUUGGUAAAGGGAGACUUCAAGGUGGGCUUAACAAUCCAGGCUUAGACAUGAGACCGAAUUUCCCACAACAGCUAAGUGCCUAUGAUAAUGAGGCAAGGCUUCAGUUAUUGAUGCAACGAUCUCUCUCACCACACCAGAACCUGAGAUAUACUGAAAUUGGGAAUAGCUUUUCUGCUCUUACUGAUUCUUAUGGCAUUUCCUCUAGGCUUGUGGAUCAAUCACAAAUAAGCAAUCUAUCUCCUUUCAUGCAAAUGUCCCUUCAGCAUUCUAGGAAUGGGCUUAUGUCAAAUGGGCACUGGGAUGGCUGGAAUGAGUUUCAGGGUGGAAACAAUCUUGGUGUCGCAGAACUCCUGCGUAAUGAGAGACUGGGAUUGAACGAGUUCUACAAUGCUGGGUAUGAAGAUUCUAAGUUUCGAAUGCCAAGCUCAGGAGACUUGUAUAACAGAACAUUUGAGAUGUGAACACUGUUGGAAUGACAUUUUUUGUACCUGGCAGCAAUGGCCAAUCGAGAAGCAUAAAUGAUCUAUAUGCAAUUAUGUGGCCUUGUACUGAAGUAUGGGACGGACUCAUCAAUGGUCUCUUUGGGCAGCCUAAUGAAGGAUAAACUCCCGAAAAUCGGGGUCUUGAAGGCAGCAGGUAAUGAUAAUCUUUUUGUGUGUUUCCUUGUGACUAGUAGUUUCUAGUGCAUUGUGGAAAUAAUUGUUGGAGCUUUGGCUAACUUGUAAUUGCUUAUACAAGCAUGUAUGUGAAAAAAAAUAGAAGUUGCAUGGUGACUCGGGAAAGGGAAAGGUAACAUGCGUGGGAAGCAUGUACUUGUCAAAAUGGGGACAAGAUUGCAUCAUUAAUUAGUUUUGCUUUUCUUGUGUAUAUUGGCCCUUUACAGGUGGACGAAGCUGCAACCUACAUUUGAUAUGAAGAUUGUAUUGUGAAAUGAUGUAUAAUGUGAAACUGGCGGGUUGAUCCUCUAGUCGGUUGAUUGUUUUGCUCCUUGUUAUAUAGGAAAGAGUAAAUUUUGGUUGCUACUCUCACAGCUAAAUAGAUGAAGUUUGAAACGUCCUUGUCCCUUUUUCAUUUCUUCAUUUUGCCUUUUGGGUGAUUCCGAUGCUGCCUACUGCCUCUUUAGUGUUCAUAUGAACGAAGUUUUAGAGUUGAAAAUUACAAUGAGUUUGUUACAUUCAAUAUGAUUCCAAGUUUUUUUGGUA
Molecule: messenger RNA, 4041 nt
Organism: Hevea brasiliensis (rubber tree)
Lineage: Eukaryota; Viridiplantae; Streptophyta; Magnoliopsida; Malpighiales; Euphorbiaceae
Exons: 13
Coding region: 217-3300 (1027 amino acids)
Biological process (GO): protein ubiquitination
Cellular component (GO): CCR4-NOT complex
Molecular function (GO): ubiquitin-protein transferase activity; RNA binding
Source: RefSeq, a predicted model, not a curated record